AUGAGGAGUCGGCGUGAGAGAUAUAGAGAGAGAGUGGUGAGGUCGGAGGAGGAGGGUGAUGGUGAUGGUGGAGAAGGAGGAGGUUUGAUGGAAUGA
This is a messenger RNA of Sclerotinia sclerotiorum 1980 UF-70, 96 nucleotides long. RefSeq lists its product with no specific name. The record is from RefSeq and is a predicted model, not a curated record. The transcript has a single exon. Bases 1 to 96 code for a protein of 31 amino acids. Lineage: Eukaryota; Fungi; Ascomycota; Leotiomycetes; Helotiales; Sclerotiniaceae.